Messenger RNA from Aphanomyces invadans, 1755 nucleotides. RefSeq lists its product as hypothetical. NCBI's taxonomy places the organism in Eukaryota, Oomycota, Saprolegniomycetes, Saprolegniales, Verrucalvaceae. The transcript has 17 exons. The record is from RefSeq and is a predicted model, not a curated record. Gene Ontology annotation, molecular function: protein binding. The coding region runs from base 1 to 1755 and encodes 584 amino acids.
AUGAGCCAAAAGGGCGACACCACCGUCCAAGACGUCGCGCCCGAGCCGGUGCGUGAACCAUCGCCCUUCAUCCAAGCGUGCAAAUCAGGCAACGUGGACGCUGUCAAGGCCUUCCUCACCGACCUCGAGAUCGACGUCAACGAAGCCGACCAGGAUGGGUGCACGGGUCUCAUGGCCGCAACCCUUGAGCAAUCUCUGGAUGUUAUAGACAUGUUGCUACAAGACUCGCGCGUGCGCAUCAACGCUGUUGACAACGAAUGCGACACGGCCUUCAUAAUCGCCUGCGCGACUGGGAACGUAGCUCUUGUUCAGCGCUUCCUCCAAGAACCGGCGCUGGACAUCAACCACGUGAACACUCGAGGCAUGAGCGGCUUCGUCGUGGCGUGCAUGAUCGGCGAGAAGGAUGUCGUGGACCUCCUCAAGGACAAUGACCAACUCAACGUCCAGCAUCUGAGCAUGGGUUUGUACUUUGCUGGCGUCGGCGGUCAAGCCGAAAUUCUUGGCUUGCUGGCAUCUCUGCCGAACGUGGACGUAAACAUCACCGACCCCAUGCACGGAAACACCCCCUUGAUCGUGGCCAGUCAAUUUGGCCAAAUCGACGCUGUGAAGCAAUUGCUGUCGAAAGAUGCUAUUCAAGUUCACCACGCGAAUAAGUAUGGCGGAAAUGCGUUCCGCAGUGCAUGUGACCGAGGCUACAUUGGCAUUGUCGAUCUCUUUCUCGCCCGAGGUGACGCCUCCAACGAAGAUCUGAACGAGGGACUCAUCGCGGCAGUCGCGAACGGCCAUCUCGCGUUGGUCCAAAAGCUGCUGGCACUUCCAGAAGUCGACAUCAACUACACUGUGCAUCCCGCCGAUUCAAGUGUGCAGUUGACUCCGCUGACCGUCGCCGCCAGCAAUGGCUGUCUCGACAUCGUCCGCGAACUCUUGAGCCACGAAAACGUCCAAGUGAACCCUGUUAACCAGACGAUCGCGUCCCCGUUGGUCCAGGCCAGCUACAACGGCCACUUGGAUAUUGUGAACGUCCUCUUGGGCCACCCUGGCAUCGACCCCAACCAACUCAACGACUACAACAACAACGCGUUGUAUGCUGCAGUCGCCCACGGCCACCAACCCGUGGCGCUGCGCUUGCUCCAAGUCGACGACCUCGCCGUGCACAACCGAAACACGGCCAACCAAACGGCGUUCAUGAUUGCAAGCUGCUUGGACCAAGUCGCCGUCGUCGAGAAGAUCAUGACGCUGCCCGACCUCGACAUCAACGCCGCCGACAUGGCAGGGAAGACAGCGCUGUUGUUGGCGACUGCAAAAGGAGCAUCGAACGUUAUGCCACUCCUGCUCGCGCAUCCGUCAUUGGACCCGAACCAAACCGAUGACAAGGGGUCGUCGGCGCUGUUGACUGCCUGCGCGACUGGCCGCGCGGACAUCCUCCACCUCCUGUUGGCACACCCGAAGAUCGAUGUCAACUUGGCGACUGGGGACGCAUCGACGGUCGUCUUCGGUGCUGCUCUCAACGGCGCUGUUGACAUGCUGAGAAUCUUGCUCGAGGACGAGCGAUCCAACGUGAACGUGACCGACAAGCGCGGCAACACGCCGUUGAUAGCUGCCUGCCACACAAACCAGGCGGAGGUCGUGCGCGUCCUGCUGUCGCAUCCCUCGAUCGACCUCUCGAUUCAGAACGCGGAGGGCAAGACGGCACUGGACAUCGCCACGUCGAACUACUUUCAAGAUGUGGUCGAUUUGCUCGUGGCCCACCGCUAA